AUGGAAGAAGCGAAGAUCGAUGUGCUACCGCAAGCUCAUGGAAUUAAGCCAGGCGGACCAAAGGGAAAAGCUAAAAUCACUGACUUUCAGCAGAGAGAAGUCCGCGCCAAUAACCUUAUAAACCAAAGUUCAGAUGUGGACAAGGACCGUGUAAAGCGAGACCAGGAGAAGUGGAAGAACCGGAGAAGUACAUGCUACUGCAAGCUCAGGGAAUUAAGCCUGUACUGUGGAGCAGAGAUCUACGCAUUGGUAUGUCGGCAAGGUGAAAUAUACACUCUAAAUACUACCGACAUUCCAUCAUUUCCACCGCCAGAGAGUACUCUGAGAGGACUGAAGGGGAAGGUGGAAGUUGCAGACUUUCAGCUGAGAGAAGUCAGGAAACUGACUGGAAGUGCAACCAGCAACAUUUCAAGAAAUCUGAACAAAGUGAAGUGGGUGAAAGCAGGAAAGUCAAUGCCAAGUGUAAAACGGGCUAUACAACCGCCCGUUUGGGUGACUUCGCCUGUUGAAAUGACACUGUCGGGCAUAUCGGCAUUUGAUCCUCCUGAGCGCCUGGGAGAUGACGAAGGUCGAUUCAUUGGGGGUGACACUUUAAGUGUGAAAAGAGCUAUUCAGCCCCCCAUUUGGAUGACUUCGUCUGUUGAAAAGAUGCUGCUGGAUCCUCCUGAGCACCUGAGAGAUGAUGAAAGUCAAUUUGUUGAAAGUGGCCCUUGUAACAAUAUUUUCAUACCUUCAUUUGAUCCCCUGUACAAUUUGUAG
Molecule: messenger RNA, 759 nt
Organism: Blastomyces gilchristii SLH14081
Lineage: Eukaryota; Fungi; Ascomycota; Eurotiomycetes; Onygenales; Ajellomycetaceae
Exons: 3
Coding region: 1-759 (252 amino acids)
Source: RefSeq, a predicted model, not a curated record